This is a messenger RNA of Racocetra fulgida, 2115 nucleotides long. NCBI's taxonomy places the organism in Eukaryota, Fungi, Glomeromycota, Glomeromycetes, Diversisporales, Gigasporaceae. The record is from the annotation of a GenBank genome assembly.
GAGAUAGAAUUUUUUCAAAAAAAAUUAAGAAUGGAUACUAAAGAACACAAAGCUCAUAGGCCACGUCAAUCUGGCGCAAAGAAAGAUAAAAAAACAAAGAAACAGCAAAAAAUUGAAGAAAAAAAUCCAAAGGCUUUCGCACCAGUAUCUGGAAGAAAAGCUGAAAAACUUGCAAGGCGCAAACAAGAAUUAAUCCAAAAGAAGCUCCAUGUUCCACUCGUAGAUCGAACACCAGUAGAGCCACCUCCGAUUAUUGUUUCGGUAGUUGGACCACCUCAAGUUCAUGGGUUUCCAAAGGUCAUGGGAGUUCUUACACAUCUGGACAAAUUCAAAAAUAACAAGACGCUAAAAUCAACUAAAAAGCGAUUAAAGCAUCGUUUCUGGACAGAGAUUUAUCAAGGUGCAAAGCUUUUUUAUCUUUCCGGAAUAAUAAAUGGUCGAUAUCCGAACCAAGAAAUCCAGAAUUUAUCAAGAUUUAUUUCUGUAAUGAAAUUUCGUCCUUUAAUAUGGAGAAAUACACAUCCAUAUUUGGUUGCUGAUCGUGUAGAGGAUUUAACCGAUCCUGAAGAAGUCCGGCAGAAUCCAGUACAUAUCCCUGGCGCUGGCGAUCAAUAUUUGGAUGAUGUUUCAAUUCUUCCCGAUCCAUGUCCAUUACCUGAUAAAGCCCGAAAGAGUUUAAGCGAAAAGCAAAAACUCAUUUAUGCCCCAAUGUCGGAUGUCGAUGCUUCCGACACACUUGCAUCUAAAUUACAAGAAGCAUCGCUUUCGAUUUUUGCAAAUUCUGUCCCUUUAAAAGCUUCUGAUUUGAAUGAAAAGUUUUACGAUGGUAUGAGAUUACACAAUAAUGAUAAUAAUAUCAUGAUUCGUGGAUUUAACAAUAAUUUCCUAAUUUGCUCAGAAUCAACUGAAAAUAAUAAAUCGGAACGUACUCGACGAAGGGUAACGUUUAAUGAUGAAAAUGAUGAAAAUUAUAUGAAUGAAGAAGAUUCAUCGGUAGAAAACAAUACAGCACUGACCAAGUAUGAAGUUGGAGAUUUAGAAGGCAAUAUCAAUAAAGAAAUUGCAUUUGUUGAAAGUGAUAGUGAUAUAAGUGCUGAAAAUGAAGAGUUGGAUGAGAAUGGGUCUGACCUUGACGGAGCAUUAAGAUGGAAAUCUAAUUUAACAAAUAAAGCAGAAAAUAUGUUCAAUGCAAAUCUAUGUGGUGAUUUUGAAGACCUUGAGACUGGUGAAGCUGUAAAAGCGAUGCAAUCGGAAGAAACAAAAGAAGAACUUGAGCAAGAAGUUCUUACUCAAAAACGGAUUUUACUAAAGAAAAAGUUUGAUGCAGAAUAUGAUAACAAAGAUGAUGAACCUAAAGCUGAUUUUUAUGAUGAAUUGAAAGAAGGAAUUUCCAAGCAAUUACAACUGAAUCGUGAAGAAUUUGAUGAUGAUGAUCCACAUACUAGAGUAAUGGUUGAGGGUUUUCGCCCAGGAACUUAUGUUCGAAUUUUAUUAAAAGGAAUGCCUUGUGAAUUUGUCAAAUACUUUGACCCAGUGUACCCAGUAAUUGUUGGAGGGCUGCUAACUACCGAAGAGAAUUUAGGAUUUAUCCAGGAUAUGUUUACUUCAGCAUUGGAAGUAGCGAAAUUCGAAGGUGCUGCAAUUAGAACUGUGUCGGGCAUUCGUGGACAAGUAAAAAAACCAUUAUCGUGGCAAGGCAUGCGUUUGACAGGUGAAAUUCGAAGAGAUUUAAAUAUUAAAACAUCUAUUAACCCCGAAUCCCAAUAUCGAUCAUUACAAGCUGGAUUACCAUUUGCCUCUAAGCCGAAAUUGUUGAAAAAACGAACUAGGCCGACAUACAUGCAAAAACGUGCCGUAGUUUUAGAACCACAAGAGAAGAAAAUAUAUACGCUUAUGCAACAAAUUCAAACAUUAAAGAAAGAAAAAGAUAGAAAACGUAAAGUAAAACAAUCGGAAAGACGAGAAGUACAUGACAAAAAAUCUGCAAAACAAGAGGCGCUCUUGGCAGAAAAAGAAAAGAGAGAGAGAAAAGAAUAUUUUAGAAAGGAAGGCUUAGCACAAAAAAGGGUCAAUAAUUCUUCAGAUGAACAUAAAUCUAAAAAAGCCAAAAUUUAA